Molecule: messenger RNA, 3957 nt
Organism: Durusdinium trenchii
Lineage: Eukaryota; Dinophyceae; Suessiales; Symbiodiniaceae
Source: the annotation of a GenBank genome assembly
AUGCAGCAUGCUGGCUCCAGCAGGAUGGCUCCAGCAGGACCGCCGGCUUUGACUGGUGGCGCGUGGAAGCAUGCGGCUGAAGAAGCCAACACAAGGGCAAAGGCGGAUCAGCCAGGGCUGUCUGUGACAGCUCAGGCAGACUACGAGCUGUCGAAGAGAUCUUUCAAUGCACCGCCGACACGCUCGACCGACCACAUCGAAGAUGAGGCUCGAGAUCAGGCGAGAAAUGAUAGGAGGUAUGCAAGAUCUUCGGCGCAGGUCACGCCGGCUGUUUUCGCCACACAGAUCCGGUCCCAUGUGUUCAACGAGACCACUGCUACCAUCGAGGAGCUCCCUCCAGGAGAUUUAGAGCUCCCACCAAGGGCCGAGCCGCCAUUGAGGCAAGAGCCUGUUCAGGCCACAACGCCAGGGACAGAGGAUCGGGAUGCGGUGUUGAGACAGAUCGAACUGGUGCCUCUCCUGUUCAGUCUUGUGCACCAAUCGCGGGACAAGAUCAUGGGAGAGAUCGCCACUGAUUUGGGUUUUGGGGAAGGGUCGGCGGUUAGGCCAGCCAGCAGGGUAGAUCCGCCCCGUAGGCAUGGCCUCCUGGAUCCGGCUGUUCCCUCGGUCAAGAAACCCAAGAUGAUCCCAGCAAGUGAAGAAGUCACAUCUUUGAAGUCAGAAGAACAGAAAGAGAAGAUCCGAUGGGCCGCAAGGCUCAAAGCGAUCGCAAUGAGAGCUGGAGAUCAUGCGCUCAUCAGCAAGCCGCUUCCCGGCCAGCAAAUAUCAGCGGAGGAGCAGGCUGAAAUUCGAUCCAUGGUUUUCAGCUCGGGUGCGUUUCGCACGAUUCGUGUGAACGUGUUGGUUUGGGAAAAGAUGGAGAAGUGGGCUAGUUCGGUGGAUGACAAGAUCAUAGGAUUACAAGCCAAUUGGAAAGAUCCCAGCCAAUUGGUGCUCAAGUACGCUAGACAGCGCAAAGAGCUCUCCAUACGUAUGGUCCAGGACCUAGCUGCUCGUAUCCGAGCGGAAUGGGUCCCAGAUCAGAACCAUUUCGAGGUGGAGGACGAUGACGAUGUCGUCGAACCCUCUCCUUGCGAAUACGUGGUUAAGAAUGCCAUCGACAAGACGUCUUCUCCCAAGUCGGCAAAGCGGAAAAGAAAGCUCGAGCGCUUGCGAGAGGAGCUCGCCAAGGCCAAGGCCACCAGUGCAAACAAGUCGAUCAAGCCAGACAAAGCCGGCAGCGCAGCAGAUCGUGACAAGCGCAUCCCAGACUCAGAGUGGAAGUCGAUCACCAAGGCGGCUCAGUCUGUCAAGGGUGCCAAGAGGUGCGAGGCCGUGCUCACGCGCGCCAUGCGCAACGCCGGAUUUGCCUGCCUCCCUCCGAUCGAGCUGGAAAAGAAUCAGUUCGCCGAUGGUGGUCCUCCUCCUUUGCGCUCGCCGCAAGCAUUGUUUGGACUGCCCGGUCUGAAGCCGGCUGAUCAGCUGAAGGUCGACAUCGGCAAUCAACUCAUGCAGCUCACAGCGGAUCUGAUUCACCAGUGCCAAAAGCACGGCGCCAAGUGGUCCGUGGAGAAUCCUUUAGGUUCAUACCUUUGGGCCAUGCCGCCACUGCAGGAGCUGGCAAUCUCAGGUCGUCGCAUCGAGCUCGACAUGUGCCGAUUUGGUUCCCCACACAUGAAGCCAACCGCGCUCCUCACCACGGCUGCGCUCGACUCUUUGGCUCAACGAUGUGACAUGUCAGUUCGACCUCACAACCAUGAUCCUCUGGUCGGCACGGAGAUGGUCCAAGGUCGGCGACAGUUCAAAACCAAACGAGCUCAAGUAUAUCCCUCUGAACUGUGCCGCCAGUGGGCGGCUGCCUUGGGUUCCGACUCCGAUCCCAAUGCCAAGACGUUCACUAUGACCACACCGGCCGCUGAUCGAAAAAGGCCGCUCGGACAACCAACCCCGUGGUCGGCUCACCGACAAGAAAGUUCCGGUCACAAGGCGGUUGGUGCGGGCUACCAACUCAAGAAGUCUGUGCUCCCGCCAUUGCCGGUGGCCGAGUUCGAACCAGGCGAAGCAGUGAAGAUCGCCCUCAACACCAUCCACCCGUUUUCCCGGGCACCAGCGCUGGAGCCUGAUCUGCAAGAAGCGCUGGCUCUUACAGCUCUUCAUCCUGAAUGGGUGGUCACGCAUCGGUGUCGCGCCUUGCACUACUGGGAGCAUCGCGCGGUGGCUCUACUCCCUCACACAGAUCACGAGCUCUCCGCAAUACCUGAUCCUUGGCUGCGGCGCUUGCUCCGAGGUGCAGAUGAUGGGAAGCCUGUCGCGCUGGGAACAUGCACUCACAUUGCUCUUUGGCGCGAACUCGCCGCAGCUGCGCGAUCCGUGGAUGCCAAGCUCGUGGAUCAGAUGCUCACAGGACUGCCAAUUGUCGGGAGAUUGGUGGGGGUGGUGCCAGAUGCUCCACCCAUGGCCGUGAUUGCGCCAUCAGAUAGAUCGAUCCUCUUUUUGCACAAGAGCUCACUUUAUUUCGCUUUGCACCAAGAUCCCUGGAUGAUGAUGUGGCAUGAUUGUCCACUUGCAGCGCUGCUUCGAUCGCAGCUUCGGCAGUGCAUUGAUCUCAGUGAUGUCUUGCACACUGUUGGCACGCCCCACGUUGUGGUUCACCCCGCCCCGGAGCGGCGAAGGGCGGGCCCUGUCACCAUGAGCGAAGAGAUUGACAGGCAUGUGCUCAGGAAGUACGAGAUCGUUCAAAAGCUGGGCCGCGGCGCCUAUGGCAUCGUUUGGAAGGCCAUCGACAAAAAGACCCGCGAGGUGGUCGCUCUCAAGAAGUGCUUCGACGCCUUUCAGAAUGCCACGGAUGCACAACGCACGUUCCGAGAAAUCAUGUUCUUGCAGGAGCUGAACGGGCACGAAAACAUCGUGCGGCUCUUGAAUGUGCUGAAGGCUGACAAUGACCAGGACAUCUACUUGAUAUGUGACUACAUGGAGUCUGAUUUGCACGCGGUCAUUCGCGCAAACAUCCUGGAAGAAAUUCACAAGCAGUAUAUCAUCUACCAGCUCCUCAAGUCAUUAAAGUUUAUGCACUCGGGGCAGAUGCUUCACCGGGACAUCAAACCCUCGAACAUCCUCUUAAAUUCGGACUGCCAAGUCAAGGUCUGCGACUUUGGCCUGGCAAGAAGUGUUGUGCAGCAGCAGGACAACGCUCAAAAUCCCGUGCUCACGGACUACGUGGCUACACGAUGGUACCGAGCGCCUGAGAUCCUCCUGGGCUCCACGUCCUACAUGAAGGGCGUCGACCUCUGGAGUGUGGGAUGUAUUCUUGGUGAGCUCCUUUCUGGAAAGCCCAUUUUUCCAGGAACCUCCACGAUGAAUCAGCUUGACCGCAUCAUGGAGGUGACUGGACGCCCCAGCUCCGAGGACGUCGACGCCAUCAAGUCGCCCUUCGCGGCGACGAUGCUGGAGUCCUUGCCCAUGAGCAGGCCGAGGCCCUUGAGUGAGAUGUUCCCCUCCGCUUCGGUGGAAGCACUGGAUCUUCUCCGCCUUUGCCUGCAGUUCAACCCCAACAAGCGCAUCACGGCAAAGGACGCCUUGCGGCACCCGUAUGUUGUGCAAUUUCACAAUCCCGAUGACGAAUUCGACUGCGACCGCACGAUUCGAAUUCCCAUCGACGACAACACAAAGCUUACUGUGCAGGAUUAUCGGGACAGGCUGUACAAUGAGGUCCUUAAGAAGAAGAAGGAACAGCGCCGAUCCCACCGAAGAAAUCUGGAGAUGCAGCAGCAGUCACAAACUGCCGUGGUUUCACAGACCUACCAGCAGCCGGGUGUUCCGCAGCAGUACCAGGCUCAUUAUGGGCAGGCAAGUGGGGCUGCCGCCAAUGGCUCAUGCGGGCGCUGCUGGAGCAUGGACCUCAACUCACUGCGGCACGAGCUCAUGCACCCUGAUGGCCGAGCUCACGAGCUGAAUGGCCUUUGCGUGGGGCUGAGCUGA